Messenger RNA from Limulus polyphemus (Atlantic horseshoe crab), 967 nucleotides. It is a transcript of the gene Rpt1, whose product is annotated as 26S proteasome regulatory subunit 7-like. Gene Ontology annotation, biological process: proteasome-mediated ubiquitin-dependent protein catabolic process. Gene Ontology annotation, molecular function: proteasome-activating activity; ATP hydrolysis activity; ATP binding. NCBI's taxonomy places the organism in Eukaryota, Metazoa, Arthropoda, Merostomata, Xiphosura, Limulidae. Gene Ontology annotation, cellular component: proteasome regulatory particle, base subcomplex. The record is from RefSeq and is a predicted model, not a curated record. The transcript has 6 exons. The coding region runs from base 122 to 952 and encodes 276 amino acids.
GUUUCGUUAAACUUAGUCGAGUCAUUCAUUAGGCUUAAGUAGGAGCACUGAUACGUCUACUCAGGAAAUUUUCUUUUAAGUUUUAUUAAAGUCAGUCGUUUUAUUUUUUAAAUUAUCAAAAAUGCCAGACUAUCUCGGAAAUGAUAUGCGGAAAACUAAAAAAGACGAUAAAGAAGAGGAAGAGAAGGAAAUCAAAGUACUUGAUGAAGGAGACAUUGCCCUACUGAAAAGUUAUGGAGCUGGUCAGUACAGCAAGGCAGUUAAACAAGUAGAAGAUGACACACAAGCUAUUUUGAAACGAGUUAAUGAACUUACUGGAAUUAAAGAAUCUGAUACAGGGCUAGCACCUCCAGCACUGUGGGACUUAGCUGCUGACAAACAAACUCUUCAGAAUGAACAACCAUUGCAAGUUGCUAGGUGUACAAAAAUCAUCAAUGCAGAUAGUGAUGACCCAAAAUACAUUAUCAAUGUCAAGCAGUUUGCCAAAUUUGUGGUUGAUUUGGCUGACUCGGUGGCUCCCACAGAUAUUGAAGAAGGCAUGAGAGUUGGAGUGGACAGGAACAAGUACCAGAUUCAUAUUCCCCUCCCACCUAAGAUUGAUCCCACAGUUACCAUGAUGCAGGUUGAAGAGAAGCCUGAUGUGACGUACAGUGACGUUGGAGGGUGUAAAGAACAAAUUGAAAAACUCCGUGAAGUUGUAGAAAUGCCUUUGUUACACCCAGAACGGUUUGUUAAGCUUGGAAUUGAACCUCCAAAAGGAGUACUGCUUUUUGGUCCACCAGGAACGGGGAAGACUUUGUGUGCCCGAGCAGUGGCUAAUAGAACGGAUGCUUGCUUCAUCAGAGUCAUUGGCUCAGAACUUGUUCAAAAGUACGUUGGAGAGGUUAGUAAAAAUUUUGUAUUUUGCUUUUUAAAAGAAAGGUUUGAAGAAAUAAUGAAUUUCAUAAGCUGACUUGCCCUAAAAUUG